AUGACUUGCUACCGAGGCUUCCUGAAGCUGGGCGGCUGUCGGCGCGUGGCGGGCGGCCGGGCGGCGGCGCUGAGGGGGCCGGGCGCGGCGGGAGGCGCCGGGGGCCCCCGCGACGACGGGCAGCCGCGCGAGCUGGCGGGCCGUGGCCUUCGCGCCGAGGGCGCCUUCCGCCCGUCGCGGGUGGUGGUGGUGGCCAAGACCACCCGCUACGAGUUCGAGCAGCAGCGCUACCGUUACGCCGAGCUCUCGGAGGACGACCUCAAGCAGCUGCUUGCACUGAAAGGCUCUAGCUACAGUGGACUGCUUGAACGUCAUCAUAUUCACACCAAAAAUGUAGAGCAUAUUCUCGAUAGUUUACGGAAUGAGGGUAUUGAGUUCCGUCUUGUAAAGAGGAGAGAAUAUGAUGAAGAGACCGUUCGAUGGGCUGAUGCCAUUAUAGCUGCAGGAGGUGAUGGCACAAUGCUUCUGGCAGCAAGUAAAGUCUUAGACAGACUUAAACCAGUUAUUGGAGUAAACACAGAUCCAGAACGGUCUGAGGGUCACUUAUGUCUUCCGGUUCGAUAUACACAUUCCUUCCCAGAAGCCUUACAGAAGUUUUAUCGUGGUGAAUUCAGGUGGUUAUGGCGGCAGAGAAUUCGGUUAUAUCUCGAAGGCACUGGCAUAAACCCUGUUCCUGUGGAUCUUCACGAACAACAACUAAGUUUGAGUCAACAUAAUAGAGCCCUCAAUAUUGAAAGAGUUCAGAAUGAAACAGUGUCUGAAGCUUCAGGACCCCAACUCUUGCCAGUGAGAGCCCUUAAUGAAGUCUUCAUUGGGGAGAGUCUGUCUUCCAGAAUGUCUUAUUCUUGGGCUGUAGCAGUGGACAAUUUAAGAAGAAGUAUACCCACUCUAAAGGGACUGGCUUCCUACUAUGAGAUUUCAAUUGAUGAUGGUCCAUGGGAGAAACAGAAGAGUUCAGGGCUCAACUUGUGUACUGGAACAGGAUCAAAGGCCUGGUCAUUUAAUAUCAACAGGGUUGCCACUCAGGCUGUGGAAAAUGUCUUAAAUAUUGCAAAAAGACAAGGAAAUUUAAAUGUUCCAUUAAACAGAGAAUUGGUAGAGAAAGUCACAAAUGAAUAUAAUGAAUCACUGCUCUACAGUCCAGAAGAACCAAAAAUACUUUUCAGUAUUCGAGAACCAAUAUCAAAUAGAGUUUUCUCUAGCAGUCGCCAGCGUUGUUACACCUCAAAGGUUUCUGUUCGUUCUCGGUGUUGGGAUGCCUGUAUGGUUGUGGAUGGAGGAACUUCUUUUGAAUUCAAUGAUGGAGCGAUAGCCUCAAUGAUGAUCAAUAAAGAAGAUGAGCUUCGAACUGUGCUUCUAGAACAGUGAAUGAUUUCCUUAGAUGACAUUUUGGAAAAAAUGGAAAAAUACUUUUAUUUUAGAAACAUUAAU
Molecule: messenger RNA, 1431 nt
Organism: Suncus etruscus (white-toothed pygmy shrew)
Lineage: Eukaryota; Metazoa; Chordata; Mammalia; Eulipotyphla; Soricidae
Gene: NADK2
Product: NAD kinase 2, mitochondrial
Exons: 13
Coding region: 1-1368 (455 amino acids)
Biological process (GO): NAD+ metabolic process; NADP+ biosynthetic process
Cellular component (GO): mitochondrion
Molecular function (GO): NAD+ kinase activity
Source: RefSeq, a predicted model, not a curated record